AGUGAUAGAAUAUGACAGAAGUGCCCAAGUUUGUGAAUGAAUUAAUAAACUUGACUAUAUUUACUAACCUGGAUGGUAUUGUGGAUGUCUGGGAAACACCUAAUAUGAUGUCGGGACACAUACUAUUUUUUACGGUCAAUGGACAGCCCUAUUACUGCUUUCAGCGCCUGUUUAGAGCCCUCAACGAUAUGUGUAAAUCUGCGGACAAAUUGACACCAUUUCUGAGUAAGUGCUUCGAUGGCCUACCGGUGCCUCCAGUGCCCAGCGAUUCAACCUAUACCCCAACCCCAGCACCAGUUCCCGACCCCACCAUAGUAUACGUAUUGAUAAGUACAGUCAUUGUCCUAUUGGUAUGUAUCAUGGUGAUCGUCGGAUUCAUAACCUACCAGUGCUGUCACCACCGUAAAGGAAGUACGAGUCACCCGAGCCCCGGCACCGAUAACGAAAAGACAGUUAAAUUGAAUAGUUUCUCAUCGGUCGACACCAAUGUAUUAAUGGAUAACAGGCCUAAAAGGGUGUUACGCACCGGUAGUACCGAUUUGUCGCCUGUUUGUGACCAACAUUACCAGAAACUGAUCAUUGAAUUGAGGACCAGACAGUCAAAGUCGUCCGAAAAUAUAACGAAAUACAUAAUAGGCCUGUCAGUCAGCGAUGGAAAUUUAUCUACCAUUCCCUCAUACAAUCCGGCAGUUUUGGACAUUAAGGGUAUUGAUUGCGAUGAGGUGUCCGUGACUAACGUUAGCCGACUGUCCACUAAGGCUAACAUUCCGGUCAACAGUAGGAUCAACAGAGUUCUGGACAAUGGUCUCAAAGUUACCACUGUAUAGGUGUAUCACUUUUACUACCGGUGCCUAACUUUAUUAAUUGUCACUUAAUUUAUGAUUAAGCAAUCAUUAACUGUAUAAAUAUGAAAACUGUUAUUAUAAGCUACCGGCGCUGUAUGAAU
Molecule: messenger RNA, 946 nt
Organism: Oppiella nova
Lineage: Eukaryota; Metazoa; Arthropoda; Arachnida; Sarcoptiformes; Oppiidae
Source: the annotation of a GenBank genome assembly